UGAAGUACACAACGCAAACACUCACACUAUCAACGCUUUCGAAUCUCCGUCAAUGGCGGACCUCUCCUUCCUCGCCCUCCUCCUCCUCCUCCUCCUCCCGCUCGCCCUCCUCUUCCUCAUUCUCUACGUCAUAGUCCGGCCCCACCCCGUCAACAUCCCAAUCAAGAACCGCCACGUGUUCAUCACCGGAGGCUCCAGCGGAAUCGGUCUCGCCUUGGCCCACCAGGCCGCCACGGAGGGCGCAAGAGUCUCCAUCCUCGCGCGCUCCCUCGACAAGCUCGAGGAAGCAAAGAACUACAUCCAGCUCUCCACCGGCAUCGACGUGUCACUCUUCGCCGCCGACGUCCGCGACUACGACGCCGUAUCGAAGGCAGUGGAGGAGGCGGGUCCCAUCGACUUGUUGAUCGUGAACCAGGGGGUGUUCGUCGCCGAGGAGCUCGAGAAGCAGGGAUUGGAUGAGGUGAAGUUCAUGGUGGAGGUGAAUCUGAUUGGGAGCUUCAACAUGAUCAAAGCCGCUCACCCCGAAAUGAAGAAGGGAGAGGACCGUGGGCCCCGCUCGAUCGCGCUGAUGUCAUCCCAGGCCGGCCGGGUCGGAAUCUACGGCUACACGGCCUACUCCGCCAGCAAGGUCGGGCUCCGUGGCUUGGGCGAGGCUCUGCAGCAAGAGGUGAUUUCUCACGACAUUCACGUUUCUCUUGUAUUCCCGCCAGACACAGACACCCCUGGUUUGGCUGAAGAGAACAAGAGGCGGCCGCCGCUGACUGGCAUUAUAGCGGAGUCGUCUGGGGCGAUGAAAGCCGAAGAUGUUGCGAAGAGGGCUUUGGAUGGCAUUAAGUCCGCUUCUUUUAUUGUGCGUUGCAACUUUGAAGGGUUAUUGUUGUCCAUUGCCACUGCUGGGUUGUCUCCUCGGAGGUCGUUCGUUAUGGCAUUUUUUGAGGUGGUUGCAGGUGGUUUGUUUCGCCUUGUUGCUCUGUGUUUUCAGUGGAGUUGGUAUACCAGCAUACAGAAGUGGCAAGCACAGAACAAGAGGACCUGAUAUUCGUGGUGCUUUGUAUUGCACUUAGACUGCAGCUGUCGGUUGUGCGUUACUUUGGUCCGUCGAGUCUCUGACCUCAUCCAGGGUCAAAUCUAGUUGUAGAAUAAAAGAAGUAUCACUACAAAAAUAGGGAUAAAAAUAUUUUUAAAUACGUGUAAGAGAAUAUGGUAAUUAUAGUAAGAAAUAAGAUAAUUGUAGUAAGAAUAGUCAUGCAAGGUGUUUCCACAAGGAUUAAAUAAAUAAUUUGUAUUUAAACUAA
Molecule: messenger RNA, 1295 nt
Organism: Pyrus x bretschneideri (Chinese white pear)
Lineage: Eukaryota; Viridiplantae; Streptophyta; Magnoliopsida; Rosales; Rosaceae
Product: 3-dehydrosphinganine reductase TSC10A-like
Exons: 3
Coding region: 53-1036 (327 amino acids)
Biological process (GO): sphingolipid biosynthetic process
Cellular component (GO): endoplasmic reticulum membrane
Molecular function (GO): 3-dehydrosphinganine reductase activity
Source: RefSeq, a predicted model, not a curated record